UUGCAGCACGUCAACGUCGUCUGACGAUGACGUUCGUUGUACACUUGUAACCGUCUCAAGCUGAUUCUCGUGUAGCGUAUUAUAUCGAUGCUCUCGAGCCUCGAUAGCGAACUGCCGAUUACGUGGAUCCACUCGGAAAGAUGGAGGACGUACUGAACGAGGUCGUUUCUUCCGAAGAUUUGAAGAAAUUCGAGAACGUGUAUAACGAGCAGGUGCGUCUGUCGUACAUCACGGAAAAAGCGCAAUUCGAAUAUGCCUGGUGCCUUGUGAGAAGUAAAUACACGGCCGACAUCAGAAAAGGGAUACUGCUGUUGGAAGACCUGUAUAGCAAACAGAGUGAAACGGAGAGGCGUGAUUGCCUGUAUUACUUGGCAAUUGGAAAUGCCCGAAUAAAGGAAUACACAAAGGCAUUGUCGUACGUCAGAGCAUUCCUCCAGAUCGAGCCUGCGAACGUGCAAGUGCAGCAGCUGGAGACGCUGAUAAAGAAGAAAAUGGAAAAAGAGGGCCUUGUCGGUAUUGCUGUUGCGGGAGGUGUAAUUAUCGGGCUCGCAAGUAUUCUGGGCCUGGGCAUUGCGAUGGCCAAAAAAUAGUUACUCGAGUGAGAGAAUUGUAACAACAAAUGCGAUUGUGAGGUAGCUUGUUUUGCGCGAAGUAAUGUAACUUGCCGUUUUUCAGAUUCUGGAUAAAUCGUAAAAGCCGAAAAAUGAAUGUGCUGGAACUUUGACCAAAUAAAAAAAAAGUGUAAUUUAUGACAUUUUUCUAAUAACCACAAAACAAAGAGAAUAAAAGAGCGGAAAAGUAAGCUUAGUCGUGGAACUGCUUACAUUGCAAUCUGUUUCCUUAUCUCCGAUGUAUUUGCGCAAACGUUAUCUUUUUUUUUGCGUUCUGUAUGAGUAUUAAAAAUAUCUACUAAAGAAUCAGAUAAGUUUAAUUUUUUGUACAUUCCAAAGUUGCAUGCGAUUAUUUUUCAGAUUGCACAUAAUGUCACAUAAAAUAUGAUGGUUAUAAGUUAUGUACGGAUAUCUAAAAUCUUUUUUAACUUACGUGAGUGUGUUUAAGCAUUAUGUCAAAAAGUGAUAAUAUAUAAAGCAUAAUAAUAUAUAAAGUUUUUGUAUAUAAUUAAGGGAAAACGUUGUACGUCAAGUUUGUGUUACUGAAUUGUUUUAAUAGAAAUCAAUGUUGGAAACCA
Messenger RNA from Ooceraea biroi (clonal raider ant), 1189 nucleotides. RefSeq names its product Mitochondrial fission 1 protein (gene Fis1). Lineage: Eukaryota; Metazoa; Arthropoda; Insecta; Hymenoptera; Formicidae. The record is from RefSeq and is a predicted model, not a curated record. Gene Ontology annotation, cellular component: mitochondrial outer membrane; peroxisomal membrane. Gene Ontology annotation, biological process: mitochondrial fragmentation involved in apoptotic process; mitochondrial fission; autophagy of mitochondrion. Gene Ontology annotation, molecular function: protein binding.